AUGUGUCUUCGAAAAAGUGGACAGUAUUCCUCCAUAUUUGACUGCGCCAGGAAGCUCUACCAUGAAAAUGGAUGGAGAAUAUUCUAUCGGGGCUACGUGCCAAACAUUCUGGGAAUCUUACCGUACGCUGGAAUAGAAUUGGCUCUUUUUGAAACGUUCAAACAAACCUACGCACGAUGGACUAGUAAGGAUGGCAAAGAACCUUCCGGUCCGCCGUCUGUCUAUGUGUCUGUAUCUGCUGGGGCAUUGUCCUCUGUCUGUGGUCAACUUGGCACGUAUCCUUUGGCACUGGUUCGGACAAAGCUCCAGGCACAGACAGCAGGAUCGGAAAGGGUGAGUGUGCAUGCUGAACAUGCCGGGUAG
Molecule: messenger RNA, 363 nt
Organism: Opisthorchis viverrini
Lineage: Eukaryota; Metazoa; Platyhelminthes; Trematoda; Opisthorchiida; Opisthorchiidae
Exons: 1
Coding region: 1-363 (120 amino acids)
Biological process (GO): transmembrane transport
Molecular function (GO): ATP transmembrane transporter activity
Source: RefSeq, a predicted model, not a curated record